AUGCUCUCGACGGAAUUGUCCGAGGAACAGGUAUCGGCCCUGAGGGCCAAUAAAGACCGCCUUGCAAAGGACCUCCAUCAUAGCUGCCAAUGGGGUUUUGGGAUCCGCUGGGGAGAUGGCUCUACAGACACGGGCAUGCAGCGCCUGGCGCUAUCAGACGAAGACAAGACGGUGCGAGACUGGUUUAUCGAGACAACAAAGGCAUUGAAAUGCAGUGUCACAAUUGACGAGAUGGGCAAUAUCUUUGCCGUACGGCCCGGGCGACGCAAGGACGUGCCUCCGGUGUUCAUCGGUAGCCAUUUGGACACGCAACCUACUGGUGGUCGGUACGACGGCAUACUAGGGGUUCUUUCGGGGAUUGAGACCUUGAAAGUCAUCGACGAGAUGGGACUCGAGACAGAGGGUGGUGUUGGUGUUGUGAACUGGACAAAGUAG
Aspergillus melleus is the source of this 435-nucleotide messenger RNA. RefSeq lists its product as uncharacterized. The transcript is spliced from 2 exons. NCBI's taxonomy places the organism in Eukaryota, Fungi, Ascomycota, Eurotiomycetes, Eurotiales, Aspergillaceae. Bases 1 to 435 code for a protein of 144 amino acids. Gene Ontology annotation, molecular function: hydrolase activity, acting on carbon-nitrogen (but not peptide) bonds, in linear amidines. The record is from RefSeq and is a predicted model, not a curated record.